GGUACCCGCUGCGGGGCUGGGUGGGGUGGCACCCAGGGUGGCUCACGCCUGGUUCUGUCCCCUCAGGAACCUACUGGACAUGGACACCUUCUCCAAGUCUGACCCAGUGGUGGUCCUCUUCGUGCAGGGCUCAGGGAGCAGCGAGUGGAAGGAGUUCGGGCGCACCGAGGUGAUUGACAACACCCUGAACCCCGACUUUGUCCGCAAGUUCGUCCUCGACUACUACUUUGAGGAGAAGCAAAACCUCCGCUUUGAUGUCUACAACGUGGACUCCAAGAGCUGCUCCAUUUUAAAGCAGAAGGACUUCCUGGGCCAGGCGUUCGUGGCGCUGGGGGAGGUGAUCGGGUCCCAGCGGGGCCGCCUGGAGAGAGCCCUCACGGGGGUCCCAGGAAAGCGGUGUGGGACCAUCCUGCUGCUGGCCGAGGAGCUGAGCAACUGCCGGGACAUCGUCACAAUGCAGCUGUGUGCCAACAAGCUGGACAAGAAGGAUUUCUUCGGAAAAUCCGACCCUUUCCUCGUGUUCUACCGCAGCAACGAGGACGGCACCUUCACCAUCUGCCAUAAGACGGAGGUGGUGAAGAACACGCUCAACCCGGUGUGGCAGCCCUUCACCAUCCCCGUGCGCGCCCUCUGCAACGGCGACUACGACCGGUACGGGGACCGGGGCAGCCGUGGGGCCAGAGCGGGGUGUGAGCAUCUCUUCGUGGGUCUGGCCCCGCGGUGGCAGGCAGCUCAGAAUUGGGUCCUUAUUGGUUUUUUUUUUCCCCUCUUCUGCAACCCAAAUUACAUAAAGGCAUCCCCCCUCCUUUCCAGGGCCCCCACCGUGACCCAAAUUUCCUGAUUCCCUCCCAGCAGAGACGCA
Athene cunicularia (burrowing owl) is the source of this 862-nucleotide messenger RNA. RefSeq names its product copine family member 9 (gene CPNE9). NCBI's taxonomy places the organism in Eukaryota, Metazoa, Chordata, Aves, Strigiformes, Strigidae. Gene Ontology annotation, cellular component: plasma membrane. The transcript has 9 exons. The record is from RefSeq and is a predicted model, not a curated record. Bases 80 to 841 code for a protein of 253 amino acids. Gene Ontology annotation, molecular function: calcium-dependent phospholipid binding. Gene Ontology annotation, biological process: cellular response to calcium ion.